GUUUUGUUCGCGCUCCUACUUUUGGUGGGCGCAACGGUCGCGUUUUUUUACUUGUGCGCUCGCAUUAUUCUGACUGCCGUAAAGACAUCGAGCGAACUUCUUCGGGCCUGCGACCUGCGGGUGGAUCUUGUCGGAGAAGCUGUAAAGCACGUUCGGGGCCUGCGCAUUCUCCGCUGGGACCGGUUCUUCACCGAAAAGCGAGUUCUGCGGGCCCGCCGGCUCGAAACGGACCUGUUCUUCGCUCGUGGAUUUCAGGAGCUUUUGCUGCACGUUCUCCUCCGUAUCUUCCCAGAAAUCAUCUUUCUGGUGGCCCUGUUUUACGUUUUAUCAACGGGCAAUACAAACGGCAGCUCUGGUCCAACGCUCACUGUCGCGUCGCUGGUGCUUCUCCGCGGCUCGAUCCAACGACUUGUCUCCAUUCUUGGUUUCCUUGCGUCUCGAAUCCGCGUCGGCUUGGUUUUCCAGCUCUUGCACGCCCGAAUGAUGAGCUUUUGGGUUUACACGCAACGCGCAGUUCCGCAGGUGCCUGCGACUAGUUUUGGUGAACGCAAUUUGUCGGGCUACAAUUUGAGCAGCCAGAAGAAUACGCCAGUUGUCCCAAUUAUCGAAAUGGCAGCUAUUGAGCACCAUGAAGAAGCGGCGCAAAACGAUGAGGAAGACGAGGGAAGUGAACUCACCGGCAGAAAAAGCCGGUCGUCUCCAGGAGCAGAGAGCGAAACUUUUUCAACAGCAGACGCCAAUUUCGCGACGGCCCACAUGAUCACCGGCUGCGUCGCCCGCAUCAGAAGCGGGAUGCGUUUCGCGUGGCAACAAAAUCAAACGAUGGAUCAUCAACACAACCUUCUUUUACGAGACGGGCUACUUCUCCAGUUUGGGGAUGUUUGCGCAGUCCAUGGACCGCCCGGCAGCGGGAAAAGCAUGCUUCUGUUUGCAUUGAUGCGGGAGCUGUACGUCGCUUGCCCGGCAUCCUCUGAAGAGUCGCCUGUUCUGAAAUCCAUGCAAAGCACAGCUUCUGGCUCCGACGUCUUCGUCACAGCGAGCUGCGUGGUGCUCUACGCACCACAGCAGCCCUACUUGCUCGACGGAACGGUCACGGAAAACGUUGUCUUCGGUUUGCCGGUUAAUGACGAAACGGUUGACCUUGUGUUGCAGAUUUGUGAAUUAAAGGAGGAAAUUCUCGAUCUGGAAACGGAACUGCGGGGCAACGCUGGGAAUCUCUCCGGUGGACAGCGCCAAAGGUUGCAACUCGCACGGUGUCUGUAC
Amoebophrya sp. A120 is the source of this 1263-nucleotide messenger RNA. Lineage: Eukaryota; Dinophyceae; Syndiniales; Amoebophryaceae. The record is from the annotation of a GenBank genome assembly.